AUGGCCAGGCUGGAUCUCAGCAUGGAGAGUGGGGAUCCUCUGGUACAGGGAGACAGGGAACUACUCAUGGACAGUCAGGACACCCCGGCAUACAUGGGCAGGCAGGUCAUGGCCAUUCCUCACAGUCAGGAUCUCACAGUGGUGGAAUCAGGGGAUCUAGUCACAGGGAGUCCAGUGGCAGUGAAUGGCAUUCCGGAGGCUCACAGGGACACCCAGGGUCCAGUCGUGGCCAGGCUGGAUCUCAGCAUGGAGAGUGGGGAUCCUCUGGUACAGGGAGACAGGGAACUACUCAUGGACAGUCAGGACACCCCGGCAUACAUGGGCAGGCAGGUCAUGGCCAUUCCUCACAGUCAGGAUCUCACAGUGGUGGAAUCAGGGGAUCUAGUCACAGGGAGUCCAGUGGCAGUGAAUGGCAUUCCGGAGGCUCACAGGGACACCCAGGGUCCAGUCGUGGCCAGGCUGGAUCUCAGCAUGGAGAGUGGGGAUCCUCUGGUACAGGGAGACAGGGAACUACUCAUGGACAGUCAGGACACCCCGGCAUACAUGGGCAGGCAGGUCAUGGCCAUUCCUCACAGUCAGGAUCUCACAGUGGUGGAAUCAGGGGAUCUAGUCACAGGGAGUCCAGUGGCAGUGAAUGGCAUUCCGGAGGCUCACAGGGACACCCAGGGUCCAGUCAUGGCCAGUCAGGACACCCCGGCAUACAUGGGCAGGCAGGUCAUGGCCAUUCCUCACAGUCAGGAUCUCACAGUGGUGGAAGAAGGGGAUCUAGUCACAGUGAGUCCAGUGGCAGUGAAUGGCAUUCCGGAGGCUCACAGGGACACCCAGGGUCCAGUCAUGGCCAGGGAACUACUCAUGGACAGUCAGGAAAGGCAGGUGGAAGACAAAGUCAUGGAUCAAGUCAAAGAUGGAAACACGGUAGCUAUGGAAAUGCAGGAUAUGACUAUGGGCAAUCUGGGUACGGACCUUCAGGGGGUAGUCGAAAAAGCAGUCACAAUUCAGGCCCUGUUUGGCCAAGGAACAGAACUGAAAAUAAGCAAGUGUCAGUUCACAGCCAGUCAGAAUCUAGUUCAAUUUUUAGGCAGGGUUCCCAUAAUAAUAGUAAAGUGCGUUCAGAAGAUUGGGAGAAACCAAUUAAUAAACAAUCAGGAUCUAGACAUAGACAGUCAGACUUCAAUACAAUUGAUAUACAUGGAUCCAGUCAACAGCAUUUCGGAGAUACAUCUUCUCAAGAUCAGGUAGAAUCCAGCAUAACUUUUGCAAGACAGGGAUCAAGUCAUGGACAAUCC
This is a messenger RNA of Pipistrellus kuhlii (Kuhl's pipistrelle), 1286 nucleotides long. RefSeq lists its product as uncharacterized. The transcript has 3 exons. The coding region runs from base 1 to 1239 and encodes 412 amino acids. The record is from RefSeq and is a predicted model, not a curated record. NCBI's taxonomy places the organism in Eukaryota, Metazoa, Chordata, Mammalia, Chiroptera, Vespertilionidae.